Symbiodinium pilosum is the source of this 1539-nucleotide messenger RNA. NCBI's taxonomy places the organism in Eukaryota, Dinophyceae, Suessiales, Symbiodiniaceae. The record is from the annotation of a GenBank genome assembly.
AUGAAUGAUGAGAACCUCUCUGCCUUCUAUUCUAGUUUGCUGACGAACUUGCAGAAGAAGGGAAGAAGAUCCAACGACGUAGCGGAAGCGGUCAACAAAUAUCAAGGACUCGUGCAGAAGGUGAAGGAUCAUGGGGAUCGUUUGUCUGCAUUACUUGUCUCAAAGAGACGGCUCACGGAGAAAAAGUCUGUCGAGAGAAGUGUACAUGCGGAAACAUCUACCGGAGAAGCGACACCAGACACGAAGUGGCCAUCUUCACUUGUAACCAAAAAGAUCAAGUAUCAAUACUCGACCAAGCAGAAGUACAGUGUGCCUGCACGCCGCUACAGUGGCAUGGACGGAGCGCAGUCUAUGUCAAGACGUCUGCAAAAGCAUGCGGUGGACCCGCACACGCUAGAUUUGGAUAUUCAUAACUGUGCUUUUCAAGUCCUGCAUCAGAUCAUCCAGAAGACCCAGCCCAAGCCUGCUCUGCCCAAGGAUCUGGCGGAUGUGUUUGAAGAGGUGACCACGAAGCGGGCACCGCCUGAGAACUUGAAGAAAAAUGAAGCCAUGUCAUCGCUGCAGAAGAUAUCACUGUAUAUCCGCUGGGUGGCUAUGAAUCUUCUAUAUGACGAUUACAUGUCCCUGAAGGAGAACAAGGAUAAGACUUUCCCGUCCGCAAGCAUUAUGUCCUUGAUGUGGCAGUCGGUAGAGGAUAUGAUUGUGCAAGCAUGGGCAGAGCAUGUCAUUGCAUUGAAGCCAAAACACAUUUCUCUACAUUUUGACGGUAUCCGCGUGUCCAAGGAAGUGGCAAGUAAUGUGGAGUCACAUAUUGAAGAAUGCCAGGAGGUAAUCAAGGAGAAAACUGGCUUCACUGUUAGUAUAGUGAGGAAGACACACGGCACCUUCAGAGAACUGGUGGCGGAACGCGGUGCAGCCGAUGAGGAGUCGGAUUUCAGCGCGGAAUCCGAGAAGGCUACAUCAUCGCGUAAGCAUUCUGAAGAUCCGGAAGCGCCGUUAGUUAUAGACGAUGGUAUUCUGCGCAUGUUAGAAGAUGAAGUCAAAACCCUGCUGGAGCAAGCCAAGAAACCAAAGCAUCCGGUGAAUGGCAGACAUCAAUGCCCUGGAUGCCCAUUCCGGUCAUUCAAGGAACGCCGCCGGCUAAGGACACAUCUAGAGAAAUAUCACGUGCUCAAGAAUCAGUACGUGUCGUCAGGAACAAAGCAGUUGAAGGUUAUAUUGGCUCUGUAUGAUCAUGCAGCGUCCUCACAGCAAACACCCAGCAAUUUACUUCAGAAGAGUGCAAGUCUCAUCCGAGAUAGCGUCAAGCCGCCGCUACCUGCAUCGAACAACCUUAUUGACAAGCAGAUUCGUCUAAUACAUGAUGCGGCUGGGCCUCGCUAUGUAAAUGUAUGCCAACUGGAGGAUGAGCUACAUGUGAGAAGGGUAAGGAACAGAUACUAUACAAAGGCCUUUGGUGAUCUCAUCCUGAAAGAGGCGGUGCUUUGCUACGCUCAGGCUGACGAACUUCAACAUUUGUGUUUCAUUAAAGUGUACUGA